Molecule: messenger RNA, 2036 nt
Organism: Danaus plexippus (monarch butterfly)
Lineage: Eukaryota; Metazoa; Arthropoda; Insecta; Lepidoptera; Nymphalidae
Gene: Cth
Product: cystathionine gamma-lyase
Exons: 8
Coding region: 163-1350 (395 amino acids)
Biological process (GO): transsulfuration
Cellular component (GO): cytoplasm
Molecular function (GO): pyridoxal phosphate binding; cystathionine gamma-lyase activity
Source: RefSeq, a predicted model, not a curated record
ACCAUUCAAGUUUAGAUAUUGCAGAGGCGGGGAAGUCGGAAUUUGAGCAUUGUUCUUGAUUCCGUGUUUAAGGUUAAUAUUUUUAACCGGUGUUCGAUAUCUACUCUCAGUUGGCUUCAUUGAAAAUUAAGAGUUCAAUUAAGAUUGAAGACGAAAUAUACGAUGGGUGAUCAAGGAUUCCUAAAACAGAAGCCAGGUUUUUCUACUCUAGCAAUCCAUGCGGGCCAGAGUCCUGAUAAGUGGAGACAUGCUAGCGUAGUGACUCCCAUUGUAACAUCAACCACAUUCAAACAGCCAGCCCCAGCGGAACACACGGGCUAUGAAUAUGGUAGAUCUGGGAAUCCUACCAGGAACACUUUGGAGGAAUGCUUGGCGGCCUUGGACGGAGGCAAGCAUGGCUUCACGUUUGCCUCAGGUCUCGGUGCUACAACUACAAUAUUUUCGCUUCUGAAACAGGGCGAUGAAAUCAUUUGCUGCGACGACGUGUAUGGAGGAACAAAUAGACUGUUUAGGAGAGUAGCCGCGCCGUUUGGUAUAGAAAUACAUUUUAUAGAUUUCUCAGAUCUGGGUUUAUUAGAUAGAACAAUAAAUGGUAAAACAAAGUUAGUAUGGAUGGAAACACCAACAAAUCCUAUGCUGAAAGUGUUGGACAUAAAGGCUGUAUCCAAAAUAGUUAAAUCCCAUAGCGAUGAUAUAAUAUUGGUGGUUGAUAAUACUUUCCUGACGCCGUACCUCCAAAGACCCUUGGACUUCGGGGCGGAUAUCGUCAUGUAUUCCGUCACCAAAUACAUGAACGGUCACGCCGAUGUUAUCAUGGGAGCAGCCGUAGUCAAUAACGAUGAUCUUGCCAGCAAGUUACGAUUCCUACAAAACUCAAUGGGUAUCGUACCUUCGCCAAUGGAUUGCUACCUGGUAAUACGUAGUCUGAAAACACUGGCCCUGAGAAUGGAACAUCACAAGAAAUCGUCUCUCAAGAUAGCGGAGUGGCUUCUCAAACAUCCGAAGGUCGUUGAAGUUAUGCAUCCAGGUCUUCCCUCCCACCCUCAGCACGAGAUCGCCAGACGUCAGAGUACAGGUCACUCGGGCGUGUUCAGCUUCCGUCACUCCGGCGGGCUCCAGGAGUCCAGGAAGUUCUUCAGCGCCAUCCAGGUGUUCAUACUGGCGGAAAGUCUCGGCGGAUAUGAGAGCUUGGCGGAGCUGCCGUCUCUAAUGACUCACGCUUCCGUCCCAGCUGAACAAAGGGAACAGCUGGGAAUCUCCGACUCAUUGAUAAGGCUGUCCGUCGGUCUGGAGGAGACGGAUGACCUGAUACAAGACCUGGAACAGGCUCUGGAUGCAGCAUUCAAAUAACCAUAGCAAACAUCACUAUUAACUUAAGUAACACAAUUAUUAUCAAUUUAUUUAAUUUAAAGUUCCAAUGUAUUAUAUUUUUUGACACAAAAUAUCUCUUUAAUCAUUUACAUAUAUAUAUACAUAUUUUGUUUAAAUUUUUUACAUACAAAAUAACUGUGAUUGAUAUUUAUAUUGUAUUUAUGAUCCUAAAUAUUAAAAGACAAUCAAAUUAUCUUGUUAUAUGUCAAAGAGAAAACGCUGAAGUACACUGAUAUGAUGAAAUGUCCGUACUGUCUGAAUAAUAGUUAAUUCAUACUAACUUAAAGCAUUGCAUUUAAUGUGAUAGCAAAAACUGCCGAUAGUUUAAGGAUAGUGACCAUUGAAGUGUAUAAAGAUUUCCAAGCUAUAUCUAUACACACACACACACACACACACACGCAUACACACAUAUAUUAUAUAUAUAUUAAUAUUCAAUCAGUUGAACUGUUUACAUGACUUAUUACUUAAAUCCAUUUACAGAAUGUCACAGCACUAUUAACAUAAGGUCAAAGGGUUGAAUAAAGAAAUUGCAUUUAUUCAUGUGGGCAGUAUUCAAACAACAUGUCCUCUGUGUGAUGAAUUAAAAAAGGAUUGUAUUCGUAUUCAGAUUUUAUGUUGCAUUGUUUGUUUUUGUUAUUAUUUUAAUAUACAUGAAUGUGUUUUUA